GUUCAUACAAGCAAAGCAUCGAACAGUUUGUGAGCAAUUUCGUAGAGCCUCAGAUUUUCCAAUUUUGAAUUCGUCGCACGUUUUCUAGAUGCAGAAUAUUAUAAUUAUUUUCCUCUUAUUGGAAAUAAUCAAUUAAGAGGUUAUUAUACAAGAAUUAUUGUAAUUAAUUUAUAUUCUGCGUAGCGUUGACUCUACUCUCUACAGUCCUAAUUGGCUCAAAGGGAACAAAAUUCCCCAAAAAUUGUCACAGCGCAAUCGAAUUUGCACAAAUUCGAUUGAACUCUACAGAGAAAAAAAUGGAGCUUCUGAGAUUGUUAGAUCAGAAUAAACAAGAAGAAGAUGAUCAGAAGAAUCAGAUUCAGCUCAAAAACCUUCACGAAGCAGCAAUAAACGGAUCGGUGCAGCUCCUAUCGCAAAUCCUGAAGGAAAAUCCCCAAAUCCUCCGAUCGCCGGAGAUCUCUUCCGCGCCGGAAAUUAACCCCCUCCACGCGGCGGCGCUCCUAGGCCACCUCGAAUUCGCGAGGAAGCUGCUCAGCGCGAACCCCGAGCUGUCGAAGUCGCUGGACUCGAACGGCUCGUCGGCGCUUCAUCUGGCGGCGGCGAAGGGGAACGCGAAGAUGGUGAGGGAGCUGAUCUCGGCGGAUUCUUCGAUGUGCGGUGUCCGGGAUGGGGAGGGGAGGAUUCCGCUGCAUCUGGCGGCGAUCAAGGGCCGGGCGGCGGUUAUGGAGGAGCUGCUGAAGGCGGAGCCGGCGGCGGCGGCGGCGGUGACAGGCGGAGGCGAGAGCUGCUUGCAUCUGUGCGUGAAGUAUAAUCGGGUGGAGGCGAUGAAGGAGAUAUUGCGGUGUUUGGAGGGAGGAGAUGAUCGAUUGGUGGAUUGGAAGGAUCAGAAUGGAAAUACUGUUUUGCAUCUCGCAGUUGCCAAGAAACAGAUUGAGAUUGUCGAGUAUUUGUUAAAUAAUACGAGAAUAGAAAAGGAAGCACGAAACGCAAACGGUUUGACAGCAUUAGAUGCGCUACUACAAAGCCCCGGUGAUUUGAGGGAUUUGGAGAUCAAACAAUGCCUAAUUAAUCAUCAAAACAAUGCAUUCCUCAAGAAAAAAAUAUCUAAUAAGCUCUCCACGAAUACGCAGCCCCAAAAGAAGAAACACAAGCACACGGACUGGCUCGGGCGGAAGCGGAGCGCGCUGAUGAUCGUGGCCUCCCUGACGGCCACGGUGGCGUUCCAGGCGGGGCUCUCCCCGCCAGGCGGGGUCUGGCAGGGAGACUUCCCCGGGAACCCCAACGGGACGAGCCGGGCGGACAGGGCCCACAGGGCGGGCCAGUCCGUCAUGGCGUACACGCUCCCGGACAAGUACGGGCAGUACAUGGUGUUCAACACGAUCGCGUUCCUCGCGUCGCUCAGCAUCAUCCUGCUGCAGGUGAGCGGGCUGCCGAUGAGGCGGAGGCGGUGGAUGUGGACGCAGAUGGUGACGAUGUGGGUCGCCAUCUCGGCGCAGACGCUCACCUACUUCGUCACGCUCAUCAACAUGACGCCCGAGCGCGUGGAGAACACGGUGUACCAGGUGGCGAAGAUCUCCGUCGUCGUGUGGCUGCUGCUCGUGGGCGUCGUGUUCGUCGGGAACCUCACGAGGGCGGUGCGGUAUGUGCUGAGGAAGUAUGGGUAUGUUGAGGAGAAGGAGAGGGAGAGGGAGGUGCGUGUUUAUGAGGAGGAAGAGGAUGAGCUUUGAUUUUGAUUUUUAUUUUUAUAUGUAGAUUUUUACAUACAUGUGAUGUAUACUAGUCAUACUUCCUUAUAAAUCUUUGUCUUCGGAAACGAAAAGAACGAAUAAAUUACUUAUAGUGCA
Molecule: messenger RNA, 1844 nt
Organism: Salvia miltiorrhiza (redroot sage)
Lineage: Eukaryota; Viridiplantae; Streptophyta; Magnoliopsida; Lamiales; Lamiaceae
Product: ankyrin repeat-containing protein BDA1-like
Exons: 2
Coding region: 297-1727 (476 amino acids)
Cellular component (GO): plasma membrane
Molecular function (GO): protein phosphatase regulator activity; protein phosphatase 1 binding
Source: RefSeq, a predicted model, not a curated record